Messenger RNA from Daldinia childiae, 1970 nucleotides. Its product is annotated as hAT family dimerization domain protein. The annotation marks the transcript as partial. The record is from RefSeq and is a predicted model, not a curated record. Lineage: Eukaryota; Fungi; Ascomycota; Sordariomycetes; Xylariales; Hypoxylaceae. Gene Ontology annotation, molecular function: protein dimerization activity. The transcript has a single exon.
CUGCGAUUGUCGAAGCUGAUGACGGCGACGAGGACGAUGUGGAGGAACGGGUAGAUCAAGCUAUUGACGAGGUGCUGGAUAGNCAAAUACAUUUUUCCUUCGACGGCUGGACGUCGAAAUCCUACGUGUCAUUCCUUGGGAUCAACGCGCAGUUUGUUGAUAGCGACUUCGCCCAGCACCGAAUCCUCCUUGGGCUUCGACCCCUUAGCGGGCGACAUACUGGCGCAUGUCUUGCUGAUGAGGUAGCGGAUACGCUUGCAUUCUGGCAAAUCGAUGAUCCUGAAAAGAUCGGGUACUUUACUCUCGACAACGCAGCAAACAAUAAUACGUGCAUCAAGGAGCUCGCAUUCGAGUACGGCUUCUCUCCUGAAGAGCGACGAAUCCGAUGUGCUUGCCAUGUCAUCAACCUCAGCGUGCGGGCCACGCUCUAUGGUUCCAAGCGGGACAAUUUGGCUGCGAUUGUCGCAGCUGAUGGCGACGAUGAGGACGAUGAGGAGGAACGGGUAGAUCAAGCUAUUGACGAGGUGCUAGAUGGAGAGUUGAAAGAUGACGAAGACGAGACAUGGCCCGGCGUUGCUGUUAGUAACCCAACCGAAGACUUCACAUCUUCCCACCCGGCUCCAGAAGAGAUUAAUGGCACCACGUUCAGGGAGUAUAGCCGCAGCGGCGCAGCGGGAAUGCUGCAUAAUAUUGGGCUUCAACUGCGAGGGAGCCCACAAUUGUAUGAACAAUUUCUGCAGUCUCAACGCAAAGAAUCCGGUAGGGAAUCAACGCUCCACUGGGUAUUUAACAAUGCCACCCGAUGGGACUCAGACAAGCGCAUGAUGGAGAGAGCUCUCCGCCUCCGUCCGGCACUUAAUACAUUUUUCAAUGACGUUCAGAACCGCUGGGAAUCUGAGGGUGCUUGUGAGAACACCAAGCCAGCGGUUCUUCAGUAUCGGCUAAGCGGGUACGACUGGAAGGUUAUCGAGAUGCUGGUCAAGCUUCUAAAGCCUUUUGAAAUUGCCACAAAGCAGCUUCAGGGCAGCGGUGUUCCCGGUGAGAGAUCGACCUGUGGCAGUUUCGACGAGUAUUUCCCUGUUUUCGAGAUGCUUCUUGACCAUCUCGAAAGUGCCAUCGAAGGCACGAUCUAUGAGGAAAUGGAGGACCCGGCGACCAAGAAGAGGACUGAUGUCGAGGUUGCCAUUUACGAGGGACUUGAUAACAGAACUCGGAGAUUGUUCAAGGUUUUUAUUAAACUAGGGUGGAAGAAACUUCACAAGUACUAUGCUCUCCUGACGAGUGGUGCAUAUGCGGGCGCCGUUAUCUUUAACCCCGCGAAGAAGUGGCGUUUUCUUGACCAACUGUGGUCUCGAGUCCCUGCUCGUAAGGCGCAGGGUUGGCGAGCUGACUACGAAGAGAAGCUCCUGCAGAUCUGGGAGAACAAUUAUAGGGGACGUGAUGUUGGUAAUAUCGCCCUUGACACAAGCGAUGAAGCCCCAAUGGAUUACAUCGAGCGCAGGCUUGCAAGGAGCACCGCCAGCUCGACAUAUGGCAAGAAUCCACUUAGCGCCGCCUCCCACCCCCGCAAGACCGCCCGAAAGUCGAAACAGACGACCGUGGAGACAGCGAUGGAUGACGAAUAUUCCAGGUACUGUGCUGAGGAUAUCGUCAACAGUCAGUACUAUAGGAGCAGACCAGUCGAUUGGUGGAAAACCAACGCCUACCGCUACCCUCGGUUAUCCAUUAUGGCUGUUGAUAUGCUCAGUAUCCCCUCAUCGUCUGCAGAGAGCGAGAGGACAUUCAGUAGUGCAGGAUUGAUGACGGCACCGUUGAGAGGCAGGUUGGCCAGGGAGAUAGUGGCUAUGGCUCAGUGUAUCCGCUCAUGGAGUAAGGCUGGGAUCUACACGCCUUCGCUGCCCUUGUUUGAACUAGGUGAUGAUGAAUGGGUUGGNGUAUUGGCGUCACUGAAGAACGGGAGCGACCCCUGA